AAAAAAAAAAAAAAAAAAAACGAAGGAAAGGAAACAAGACGAGGGGCGUCGCGGAUAGAUCCGAUCCUGAGUCGCGAUUCCGAGGAGCGGGGGCGGCGGCGACGAAGUGGAAGGCAACGAGGAGGUACCGACAGUAGCUCCCAGACAGUGACUCCGCGCGUAACGACAUGUAACCGGUUGAUAAGUUUGUUCACGGUGUUAUGUCAUCGAUGACAAUUGUUGGACGAGCGCGAUUUCAUCGUGGUCGAUCGGUGCGUCGGUCGAGGAACAUAGAAUCGCUAUCUAUGAAUCGAAGUGGAAAGAAAUAGUAAACAAACAAAUAUCGAAAGAGGGGGAAAGGAGGCACAAGAAAAAGGACAGAGGGAUAUAGAGAGAGAGAGAGAAGGAGCGCUUGGUUGGAAACGGACCUUGAAGUCGCGAAGUCGGGACAGUGGAAAGGAUUAAAGAAUUUCGAGGAGAGAGAUUUAGGGUGCGACAAGGCCGGCGCAACCACCGUGUAACCAGCGAGAGAGAGGAAAGAGCCUCGCGGACAAAGAGAGAGAGAGAGAGAGAGAGGCGAAUGUUGGAGCGUUGGAGAGAAGCUCGACGGGUCGAACGUACUCAGUGCUGCCAGCCGAGUAAGCUCGACGGAGUCGACGCCGCAAGCUCGAUGCAAAUCGACAUUUCUCGUGCACGGAUAGAGACGUACGUGCCUCGUGGGUGAAAAUCGACGCAAGUGAAUGAUUUCAUUUUUUUUUAAUCUAAUCCAAAUCUCUCUUACAAAUAUUAAACAUCCCAAAAGUCUGCCCUCGAAAACUCGCCUUCUUCUUUCCCCAGCCUCCCUUGGUGUCGCGUGGCUUUCCCCUCUUCUUCUUCUUCUUCUUCUUCUUCUUCUUCUUCUUCUUCUUCGUCGAGAAGGGGUUCCGGUUUACCGAAAGAAUACGUGGGGGAGUGUGUCAUGUCCGGUGCAUCUUGGUCGCGAAAGUGGUGGGUCAACAAUGUCAAUGCCCUUGAGAUCGAUCGUCGCCGCUUGCUCAACGAAACCGACUUGUUGUUUGUUAAUGGACGGUGAGAAAUUGACUUCGGGGUGAGUCGAGGCCGGGGAAGGGGGGAGGGAAGGGGGGGAGGAGGAGGGUGCGCGGGGUGAAUGCCUGCCCGUGAUACGAACUAAUUACUCAGUCGAUGGAGCCACCACGGCACGGAGAUACACGUUGACGGGGAGACGGGGACACGUUUCAACGAUGUGAUCUACCGAUAAAGAUCCUCUCGUUCUUUAACAACGACUGCAAUAAAGAAGGAAUAUUUCGAAAUUACUCUCGAACGGAUAUCACGCUACUAUUUUGAUGCACAGUGUGGUUCCUCGUGGAAAGUUUGUUUAUUUGAAGGAAAGAGAAGGGGAAGGCGGGCAGAGAAGGAGAGAAGGAAGUCGCCUCGGUGGACGGGUGGCAGAGUAACAACCGCUCGUUGGAUGGAGUGAUGAGCGGGGCCCCUGCACGGGGCACAGCGCCCCGUCGUCAAAGGCGUCAUCAUCACCACCACCACCACCACCACCACCACAAGCAUCAGAGGCAGGCUUACCGGGGGGAGGAGGAGGAGGAGGAGGGGCCGGGGGAGAAGCGGCCGAAGGUGAACCCGAUAUUUCUCUGGGCCUCGCAGAGGGAGCAGAGGAUCGUCGAGGUGAGAUGCGAGGACUACGACAAGAGGAAUCGCAUCAAGCUGACGAAGACGGCGCAGGGAUGGCGUUCGAUACCGAGGACGGCGUCCAACAUGCUGGGCAUCGCCGCAGCCGCAGCCGCAGCCGUGCACAAGACGCAGAGCGGCGCAAACUCCUCUUCGAGUUGCUCGAAAGUCGCAUCGGGGGGCGAGGGGGCGCGAAAACUCGCGGGCAAGAGGGGGCACGUGGCGAAGGGAUCGGCCCCCCCGAACGGGCGGACCAAUGGCUUGGCCGCGCGAGGGGGGCACGUUGGGAGGAAGAGGAGCCGCGAUGAGGCCGGAAAGUGUCGGCAGACAGCUUACGGCUUCCCUCUGGAGGAGAUGAGGAACAACGCGAAUUGGGACGAGGAACGGCGAAGGGUGCGUUGCUUGGACGAGGACGAGGACGAGGAGGAGGAGGCAGAGAGGGGGGCGGAGGAGCAGGAGCAGGAGGAGGAGGAGGAGGAGGAGGAGGAGGAUGAGGAUGAGGAUGAGGAGGGGAAGGGGGGGGAGGAGGAAGGAGGCGGGAACGAGGGGAAGGAGGAAGGGAAUGACGGAAUAUCGGAGAAAGAGGAGGCGUGGAGAGGUGGAAGUAGGAAGGAAAGGAGGAACAACAAGCUGGAAAGGCUGCAGAGGGACAAGCUGUUCCAACCGCGAGUCGUGUUGGAGCAGCUACACUUUUCCCGAUUGCCCGAGGGCGUUCAUCGGAAUGUCCUUCAGGGGAGGAAGGGGGAGACGAGCGGGGAUGAGGACGACGUGGAGGAGGAGGAGGAGGAGGAGGAGGAGGAGAGGAGGAGGAGGAGGAGGAGGAGGAGGAGAAGGAAGGCCGCGGACAGCGAAAAGGGAAGGAGGCACGGGAACAAGGCGGGCAUUCAGGACAUAUUGAACAUGAUCGAUGUCACGGCCUCCCCGGUUCUAGCCACCGACACGCCUAGCGCCGAUCUCCCCGUCGAUUCCACGAAAACUUACGACCAGGUUCUCGAGGGCAAAGCGAACGAUCCCCCCCCUCCGGAACUCGUCCAAGAGCAACUGGCCGCGAACAGGGGGCUCGGGGAGCAAUCGUCGAGGGCGGCCACCACGUGCGACGCCGUCUCCAGCUAUCAACAACACGCCGACCCGUUAAUCAACAAAAGCAACGCGGACAACGUUGCCGAGGGUAAAAUCGAGAUACACGGGGAGAAAAUUCUCGGUUAUCGGGAGACCGAGAGCGAGGAGGACGAGGAGGGCGAGGAGGACGAGGAGGACGGAGACGAGGAGGAGGAGGGGAGCGUUGGACGAGCGAAGGACGAGGUCGUUAUUGUUUCCAUGAAGAGCGACGAGGGCGAGUCGAAGCAAUCCGCGUGCAAGAUCGCGGAAGCGGACGGUGGCGUUGGGAGUCGGGGGAAACGGGGGCCGAACCCUCGCGGGUGGAGGAGGGGGGAGGAGGAGGGCGGCCAGUUGGAAGAGGAGCGUCCCGACGAUCCCGGCGAACCCGUGAAGAUAACGGACUACAACGACAGCUCGAAGAUCCUGAACGCGUUGAGGAACACGCCCGGCCUCUCCGUCUCCAUCACGAGGACCCACACCCCCGAAAUGGCCAAGUGCGGGCCAGCGGCGCCGAGGCCCGCCUCGAAGGCGUCCUCGUCCAGCCGCUCGCCCGACUCCCAAGCCGAGUGCGUGGAAAGGUUGUUGAAGAGCGGCAACAACAACAAUCCUGCCGAUUCCGCGACCGAGUCCUCCCACCAGGAUCGUAUCAACGCCACCACCACCACUUCCACCUCUACUUCCACGUCCACCUCCACCUCCACCUCCACGCCCCCGAAAAAUCUUCCCGGUUUGUCCAUCAUCAUCCCGAGUUAUCGAUACCGAAAUUCUCAGGCGAUCGCGAGUCGUUCGUCGCCGAGCGCGAAGUCGCGAGUCGAAUCCCCCGAAAGCACGGUGAAUUUCCCGAAGAGCGAGGGUUACGGGGGCGGGGAGGUCGAGUCGAGGUUGGAGGGAUUCUUUCACGAGGAGGAGGAGGACGAGGAGGAGGAGGAGGAGGAGGAGGAGGACGAGGAGGAGGAGGAGGACGAGGAAAGAGACAUGGAGGAGGAGGAGGAGGAGGAGGAGGAGGACGAUUGCGACUCGCAAGUGUUGGAGGAUCUGAGACGUCAGAAUCGAGACUCGCUGGAUUACUUCCACAGGCAGGGCAUAGGGAACUCGGAGGAGCGUUCGAAGGCAGCCGAGGGGGGGAAGAAGGGCGAGGCGCGAAGGAUGAGCUCGAGCGGGAGGAGCAGCGAGGCGCAGGCGAAGUGCAAGUAUCAGGACGUGGAACACUUCGACGAGCAGGUGCUCGAGGAGCUGAGAACUCGUGGCACGGUUGUGUCCCCCCAGCCGAGCGGUAUACCGUGUUCCCCGGCCUCGAGGAGGCCCUCGUCCGCCUACCUCGAGAGGUUGCUGCCGAGCCCUCCUUGCUCGGUGUCCUGUUCCGAGGACGCGAAGAACGAUUUGACGUUGAAGGGUAUACUGUCCUCCCCGAACCAGAUGGAGAUGAGGGAUCACGAGAAGCAGAAGGAGAUCUCGAACAGGUGCGAUCAGGUGCCCAGCGACCACCUUCCUACCCGCCUCGAUCACCAUCCAUCGAGGGGGAGGGGGGGCAAAAGUUGUCUCCAAGAGCGGUCGACCGUUCACGGUCAGGAGGUGAGGAACUGUGGGAGGCCGAUGUCGAGCGGUGACAUUCACAGUAGCACGUAUUUCGCGGGGGCGGAGCGCGGGGCCAAGAGGCCCAUGUCGGCCGAGUGGUCCGUAUGCGGUAGGCAAAAGAGCCAGUCCACGUGUCAGAGGGGUGCGAAGGUGCGGGUGCAUCAAGUUAUGGAGGAGGGUUGCGCCACGUCGACCAGCACCGACAAGCUUCUCGAUCCCGCUAGUCAACUUAGAGAAUUGAUCGAGACGUCGGGACACCUGAUACCGGACCCCCUACUCGUUCCCAGGGACUAUCUGCCGGGCCUCGCGGCCGCCCCGGCCGCCGAGAUCCCCAAACUGUUGGCCUCGAGGCCCGAGCUCAGGUUGCCGGAAGCGUUGACCAGGCCGGAUCUCCUCCGAGACCCGGAUCUGUUGGUGAUAUCGUUGGCCCAUCUUCAGCACGUGCUAGAUCACGGCGAGGGGCCGGUGUCCAGGUCGCGGCAAUCGUCGCAUCCGAGGAUCAACAACGGGGCGAGCAACAAAGGGGGGCCCGGUGGCCACGCGAGCAACGGGAGGAAGAACGCGCUGCAAACGAGGCCCAAGCUCAGCUGCAAACCGAUCGGCACCCUGAUGCCAGCGCCGAUCGAUCUGUCCAGCAGCCGAAGGACCAAUACCUAUCUACCGUUGCUCAGGGUGAGGAGCGGUUUGCUUAAACAGGAACCGGAAGUCAGCUCCACGGCAAGUUCGCCCGACGAGUCGCAACUUUGGCAUCCUUUGUUCGGCAGCCAGAAGAGGCAGCAACAACACCACCAACAGCACCAGCAACAACAGAAUCAACACAGCCAGCAGCAGCAACAGCAGCAGACCACCUUGGCGUCCUGA
Apis laboriosa (Himalayan honeybee) is the source of this 5193-nucleotide messenger RNA. RefSeq lists its product as uncharacterized. Bases 1456 to 5193 code for a protein of 1245 amino acids. Gene Ontology annotation, cellular component: preribosome, large subunit precursor. The transcript is spliced from 3 exons. Gene Ontology annotation, molecular function: rRNA binding. Lineage: Eukaryota; Metazoa; Arthropoda; Insecta; Hymenoptera; Apidae. The record is from RefSeq and is a predicted model, not a curated record. Gene Ontology annotation, biological process: ribosomal large subunit assembly.